AUGGUCUGCGCGUUGCAUGUUGGGAUAAUGUCACGCUUACUCGGACAAGAUGGUAGAGAUUUUUGUUGUGAUUUGUUAAAGAGUCGCUCACCUUAAAGUUGUUGUCACUUUUUUAUCCAUUGGUUUAUAUUUACCUUUAUUUACGCAGAAAUAAGUUUUGUUUCCAAAACGUAGCGACGAAAAUAAACAGGCUAUUGUCCUCUGGACCUGCAGAAGGUUUCGUGAUCCAGCCGAAUGAACAGAUCAGCAGCAAAGAAUCUCAUCGAGCGCUACUUUUGGCAGUUAACCGAUGGCUGUGGCAAUGACGACUGUGACAACGAGUUCUGCGCCUCGUGUCGCCAUUUCCAACCGCUGGAUAGAAACGCGGCGGCGGUCAGAGCGCUGGAGCUGUGUAAGAUCAAUGCCAAACUUUGUGAUCUCAAAACUUCCCAGACAGGAUCUGACAUUCAGCCUCCGGGUCUCAAGGAGGACUUCUCAGAUGUCCAUUACCUCACAGAGAACACAGUUUGUAUGAUUGUAAGUGUGUGCGAAGAGGAAGGUGACUACUCCGCCCUUAUCCGGGUCAUUGGUCGAAUUUUCUCCAACGCCAACGCCUUGAUAAAAAGCUUCCGUAAGGAUGAAAUCAACUCUUCCGAGCCCAGGGACGGUGCUUCUGAACAGCCGGGCGCCUCCCUUGAUGUCACUGUGGACAUUGACUCGGUGCGCCGUGUCUACGAGCGACUUCAGACGAUCGAGCAGGCUGAAUCGGCUCUGCUCAACGCACUGGUCUACCUCACUCCCAACGUGGAGCUGGAUCUGGAGUACCUGGAGGUGUACGAGGCCAAUCCGGACUACCUGAACAUCUUUGUCAUCCUGAUGGAAAAUGGGAACCUACACAGUCCCGAGUACCUGGAACUGGCACUGCCGCAGUUGUGCAAGACCAUGAGCAAGCUACCAGUGGCCGCCCUGACUCGGCUUUGCAAGCUGUGGUCCGGGUAUGAUCUCCCGCACAUUCGCCGCAUGAUGGAGACCUUCCAGCAGCUCAUCACCUACACUGUGGUCAGCCGGGAGUACAGCGGCGAGCACCUGGUCAAUGAAGAUGACACAGUCGUGGCCGCCUGCAAGUGCCUGAAGCUCGUCUUCUAUGCCAACAUAUUGGGCGGCGACGUGGAUACGGAGCACAACGAUGACGACGACGGUGGCGCGGCCGACUCGGACGAGCUGAGCCUGCACGAGCUUCUGGGUGAGGAGCGGCUCUACAAGAAGGGUCCUCAGAUAGACCUGCUGGAGAAAGAACUCGGGGUCCGACCAAUCGACAGCAGGAAGCCCCUCAUCCCAUUUGAGGACUUUGUCAAUGAGUCUCUGAAUGACGUGGUGGAGAUGGACAAGGACUUCACCUUUUUCAAGGUCGACGCGGAAACCAAGUUCUCCUUCCAGACUUGCCCCUUCGUCCUCAAUGUCUUCACCAAGAACCAGGGGCUGUACUAUGACAACCGGAUCAGGAUGUACAGCGAGCGUCGCCUCACUGCCCUGUACAGCGCGGCACAGGGGCAGCAGCCCAGCCCUUACCUCAAGCUCAAAGUGCGGCGGGAUCACAUUAUCGAUGACGCGCUCGUCAGGCUGGAGAUGAUCUCCAUGGAGAACCCAUCCGACCUGAAGAAGCAACUCUUUGUCGAGUUCGAGGGCGAGCAAGGCGUGGACGAGGGCGGCGUUUCAAAGGAAUUCUUCCAGUUGGUCCUGGAGGAAAUCUUCAAUCCCGACAUAGGGAUGUUCACCUACGAUGACGACACCAAGCUCUUCUGGUUCAACUCGUCUUCCCUGGAGAACGAAGCCCAGUACACCCUUGUGGGCAUCGUGCUUGGCCUCGCCAUCUACAACAACUGCAUCCUGGAUGUGCACUUCCCCAUGGUGGUCUACAGGAAGCUCAUGGGCAAGAGGGGGACCUUCUGCGACCUCCCUGACUCGCAUCCAGGUCUUUACCAGAGUCUGAAGGAGUUGUUAGACUACAAUGGCGAUGUGGAGGCGGACAUGGCGCUUACCUUCCAGAUCUCCCACGCAGACCUUUUUGGAAGCCCUGUGCUGCACGACUUGAAGGAGAAGGCAGAAGACAUUCCUGUUUCCAAGGAGAACAGACAGGAAUUUGUGGACCUGUACACUGACUACAUUCUGAACACGAGCGUGGAAAGGCAGUUCCGGGCGUUCAAGAAAGGUUUCCUCAUGGUUACCAGUGAGUCCCCAAUGAAAUACUUGUUCAGGCCCGAGGAAGUGGAGCUGCUUAUCUGUGGAAGCAGGAAACUUGACUUUGAAGCCCUGGAGAAGACGGUCGAAUACGACGGAGGUUAUAGCAAAGACACGCAAAUUAUCAAAGAUUUUUGGGGAACACUGCACUCAUUUGGAGAGGAGCAGAAGAGGCUAUUCCUUCAAUUCACCACUGGCACGGACAGAGCGCCGGUCGGCGGGCUCGGCAAGCUCAAAAUGAUCAUCGUCAAAAAUGGCUCAGACACCGAAAGGUUGCCGACUUCGCACACCUGUUUCAAUGCGCUGCUCCUUCCGGAAUAUUCUUCCAAGGAGAAACUGCAGGAGCGACUCCUCAAGGCCAUCACUUACGCUAAAGGCUUUGGAAUGCUGUGACGUGCCCGCCGUCGAGGUUUUGUUUUGGGGGUAGCAACCGAGUAUACCUUUUACACAGUGAGGGUUAACCCUGCUGCAAACAUGUGCCUCCACAAAUAACUCAGCAAGCAUCACAACGGUGGAACUUUGAUUUCCAAGUGUGUUCUUUUCUUCUGUUUUUGAAAAGCUGUGAAAGUGGACUUAUAAAUGUGACAUGAAUUGAUCCUUCGCCAAGCCACACACCCUAAACCGCCAGUCUGGCGAAUCACAGCGCAGCGUAGACAAAAGAUCUGUUGAAUUCAACGAUAUGAGUUAGAGUUUGGCUCUCUUCAAAGGCUAACAAAGCUAGACGGCCAAGCAUGAUGAUUUUUAUUUUGCAUCAUAACGCUAAUGCUAUGCUACUGACGUCGCAUGUUUUCCUGAUAAGUUAAAGGGAUUUUUUUUUCCUCCACCGUCUUCUAUCUAUAUCCCCAAGUUAGUCCAGAUCAAUGCAGGCUCCAUA
Hippocampus comes (tiger tail seahorse) is the source of this 3091-nucleotide messenger RNA. It is a transcript of the gene ube3a, whose product is annotated as ubiquitin protein ligase E3A. Gene Ontology annotation, biological process: protein polyubiquitination. Lineage: Eukaryota; Metazoa; Chordata; Actinopteri; Syngnathiformes; Syngnathidae. The transcript is spliced from 11 exons. The coding region runs from base 235 to 2610 and encodes 791 amino acids. Gene Ontology annotation, molecular function: ubiquitin protein ligase activity. The record is from RefSeq and is a predicted model, not a curated record.